Messenger RNA from Porites evermanni, 546 nucleotides. NCBI's taxonomy places the organism in Eukaryota, Metazoa, Cnidaria, Anthozoa, Scleractinia, Poritidae. The record is from the annotation of a GenBank genome assembly.
AUGAUCAACAAGAAAACUGUCUAUCAUUCCUAGUCUCAAUUUUGGUUUGAUCAAAGGGCAGGAAGAAUUACGGCUUCCUCAUUUUACACUGUGUGCCACCUUAGAGAGAGCACAGACAGAAGAAACACUAUUAAACAUCUCAUGAAUUACUGUCCAAUUGCUGAAGAUGCCAUGCCACGACAGUUGACAUGGUGUCAUGAAAAAGAAAAGUGAGCACUUGGUCUUUACAUAAAAAAACAGAACAAAAAUCAUGAGAAGUUGUCAAUAGAAAAAAGUGGACUCAUUGUAAACACAUUAUGGCCCUUUUUGGGAGCCAGUCCUGAUGGUAUAAGGAUUUGCACUUGCUGCCAAAAGAAGUUAAUAAUUGAAGUUAAAAGCAUGUAUGCAAAAAGAAAUGUCCCUCCACAUGUUGCAGCUGAGGAGAACCUCAUGCUUGUGGAUGGCAAGUAUGAAAUUAAAAAAGAAACCAAAUGGAACUACCAAAUCCAGGGACUGAUGGGGGUAACAGGGAUUCAUUGCUGUGAUCUAGUUAUUUAUACCCUCAAA